Messenger RNA from Alternaria infectoria, 324 nucleotides. RefSeq lists its product as uncharacterized. The coding region runs from base 1 to 324 and encodes 107 amino acids. Lineage: Eukaryota; Fungi; Ascomycota; Dothideomycetes; Pleosporales; Pleosporaceae. The transcript is spliced from 3 exons. The record is from RefSeq and is a predicted model, not a curated record.
AUGUCCGGUCUUGAAAUCGUCGCAGCAGUGUCUGCUGUUGUUUCCGCGUUCCACGGUGGAUCAGAGCUCCUCAAGCUUGUCAAGCAGAAACGCCGCGCCCGUAAAGCCCGCGAUCAAGGUCAGCAAGAAUGGGAAGAGGAGCAGCUACAAGCUUCUCUUAUCGCUGGGGAAAAACAGAUCGAUCAGAGAUAUAAGCAAGAUCAGAGAGAGUUGGGUGACUAUGUGCGCAUUGGUGAUGAUACCGCACGGGAACGUCUCUACCAUAUAGGCUUCAUGCUGCAGGCCGAAAUAAUCAACAGCUUACGGCAAGCCGCUACGAAGUGA